UGAAAACUUCAGUCUUGUCUAACGAGUUGAAAGGUUCUAAUCAACAAAUAAACACCAUGCGCUUCCUCGCAUUUUUUGCUAUUUUCCUGUUGGCUUUGGUGGCAUUCAGCAGUGCCGAUGAAAAUGCAGCGAACUGUCCUUGCCCAAGGAAUAGGGAGCCAGUUUGUGGCAGCGAUAAUCAAACCUAUUCCAAUAUCUGUUUGCUCAACUGUAAAGCUAAAAAUACAGGUAGCGAUCUGCAUGUCGUCAAGAAUGGAGAUUGCUAGGUUCCCAACUAGAAUCAGAACAAUACUGAUACAGCUGUGACAAAAAUUGUGAAAUAUUUUAUAAGAUAAUAAUUGAAUAAAUAAUAACGACCAUUGCAAAUUA
This is a messenger RNA of Drosophila innubila, 369 nucleotides long. RefSeq names its product serine protease inhibitor Kazal-type 1-like. The record is from RefSeq and is a predicted model, not a curated record. Gene Ontology annotation, biological process: cell differentiation; multicellular organism development. Bases 57 to 266 code for a protein of 69 amino acids. Gene Ontology annotation, molecular function: protein binding. Lineage: Eukaryota; Metazoa; Arthropoda; Insecta; Diptera; Drosophilidae. The transcript has a single exon.